This is a messenger RNA of Aspergillus puulaauensis, 1104 nucleotides long. RefSeq lists its product as uncharacterized. The record is from RefSeq and is a predicted model, not a curated record. The coding region runs from base 1 to 1104 and encodes 367 amino acids. Gene Ontology annotation, biological process: positive regulation of transcription from RNA polymerase II promoter by glucose. Gene Ontology annotation, molecular function: sequence-specific DNA binding. Lineage: Eukaryota; Fungi; Ascomycota; Eurotiomycetes; Eurotiales; Aspergillaceae. Gene Ontology annotation, cellular component: nucleus. The transcript has a single exon.
AUGAUGGCUACUCAGACUCCCACUUCCAGCAUCGCCAUGGCCCUUGCCGGCAAGACGGCCUCUGUUGAUAUCCCCAAACCGCGAUCCGGUCACCUUUCUGCUGCCCACGCCUCUCGCGCCGGACGCUCUGGCAUGCUCCCUACUCCUCCGAACUCCAUCUCCCCCAACCUUGCUCCGCAUGGUUUCGGCGCUCGCGACGCCAGCCUUCUCCUGUCACCUCCCCUCGCCGCAUCGCACGUCGACUCGGAUAUCGACCUUGGCGACGCCGCGGACCAGAACAAUGCGACUGGCCCUAGCCUUGAGGCUGCUGGGGCAAUCACCCCAGGCAUGCUAGCCAAGUAUCAUCUCCCUGAGAUAUUGCUGCAACACGGCCCCUUGGCUAUCCGCCAUGUUAUGGGUUACUUGACAACAUCUGUCCCUGGUUUCUCGGGGAUCCCCCCUGCGAAAGCUAGGAGACUGGUCGUCGCCGCCCUGGAAGGUCGGGGGAGCGACGAUAAGGGUAACGCGUCGCAACGCGAUGUCGUUUACGAGAAGGUUGGAUGGGGCCGCUGGGAUGCCCGUCGUCGGGGUGAUCCGUCGCGCGACUCACAGAGACACGAAAUGUCGCCCCCGUCCAGCCUCUCUGAUACAUUCCAACGGAGCAUGGUGAUUCCAAGACGGGAUAGCUUGCACCCAUAUGCUCCGAGCGCAACCGGUGAAUCGGCUGUGUUCUCGUUCACCGAAACAGGAUUUGGUGGACGCGAAGAUAUGCUAGAGCACGAAGCGGACAAGAUGUCUCUAGAUGGCAUCGACCGCGACUACUGCUCUUCUUCCCCUGCUCCAGACGACGAAAUCGCAGACGAAGAUUGGGGCGAGGAAGAUGUCACAGACGAGGAGGACUGGGCGCAGAUAGGCGCAGCUGAAUUGCGCGCGCGCUCCAUGAAUGGCGCGGGUGGAUUCGUGAAUGGAAGACACCCGCCACAACUCCACGGCGGGGGACCCGCAUCGUCUUCGCUUGCAAAAUCGGCACCACGCGGUGUUCCCAUUCAGCAACUUGGCUUCUCUCUUCCCAACAGCCAGGAGCGGGCUGCAGUCGAAGCUCUUUUGCGUCUUGGAUCUAUGUGA